AUCCUGGAUUGUCGGAUUAAUAGCAGGCCAUCGAUGGUACUAAAAUUCGUCGAUCAAAAGGGAAUAUGCUCGGAUUCGAAGGAAACAUAAACACAGAAGUCCAAGUACAAAGUAUUUAAAAAUUCACUACAAUCCCAGCAGUGCAGUUAGCCAGUGAGAUUUGAGUUUCUAGGGUUCUCCAAUCUCCGCCACCCCUGUUUCAUUCUAAUUUCUGUGAAACAAUCCAAGAUACGGAAGAACAUUUUCCAGUUGUCGUCAUCAAAUGCAUUGCUAACAUCGAUUUUUGGGCGGCAGUAUCUUUACGCUGAUUCGUUCGAAUAUGCUUAGCACCAGAAAAUAUACCGGGAAUGUUCUGUUUCAGGUUUACAAUGGUUUUUGCCCUUUUGUACAGAUAUAUGAGUUUUAUUUGGGGGAAAUUUGGUUUUCCUCUUCCAAGAAUACGACUGGGCGAAGAGACUUGAAUCAUAAGACCUAUAUAUAUGCUCCCUUCGGGGGUUGUUUUGUGAAACGAUUGUUGCUGUGAGAAUGGGAGACAAUAACUCUUUGAUGACGGGUCGUGUGCUUUUGGCUUUUGAUGCCACAAAAGAUCGAAAUGAGCUGGAGUUUAAGAAUGUUAUAGAUGACAUUAUAUCCCGAGGUGACGUGAUUAAGAGGGGAGAUACCAUUGUGGUGUUUGGUGUUCUGCAUAAGGUCUCCCAUCCCUUUGGUUACCAAAUGCAGAUAGAGAGAGUGAACAUCAGAGCCAUGGAAGAAGAAAUUCAAUUAAAACUUGAUAUGUAUGCAAAAAUGCUACAAACAAGUGCCGAAGAUUGCAAAGAAGAAGGGGUUGACAUAGAAGUGAAGAUUACUUGUGGAACUCCUAUUAAGAAGAUUAUUCAACAGGAGGCUUCAGCUUGUAAUGCAACAUGGGUUGUCCUUGAUAGGCACCUGAAAAAGGAUGUGAAGUUUUACCAAGGUCAAAUCCUUUGCAAGCUUGCAUCAGUUGUAGAUAACUUGACCAUAAAGCCUUUAAAAACCGAGCCCAUUAGUGACACCGAUAACACAGAAGUCAAAGUGGUUCUUUACAGGUCAAAGCAUGUGCAGCUAUCAGCUCCAUCUCCACAGGAUCACAAUAAUGUUGACCAGUCAGUUAUUUCUCAUACUUCCUAUGAAAACCUUGAAAUGCCUUCAAAGAAACCUCUGUCUUCAUUAAUGCACAAACCUUCCAUAUUAACUGAUGAUGUAGAUGCUGCAUCAAAGCAAGAUGUAUCAGGCAGCCUCUCUUGCGUUGGUAAGAAUCGUACCAAUUCAUCGGUCGUUGGAAAUUUACGAAAAAGUCCUCGGCGAAAGAGAUCCUCUGGUACACCUGUUCUGUGCAAUGCUUGUGGGAUGACAACAGAAUUGUAUAUCAAGGAGUCCAUGAGAUUCAGUUACUCAGAAAUACAUCUUGCGACAAAUUAUUUUUCAGAGGAAAACUUGUUAGGUGAAGGAGGUUAUGGUCUAGUUUACAAGGGUCAGCUCAAUGAUGGCCAAAUCAUUGCUGCUAAGGUACGGAAACAAGCAAGCACACAAGGAUUUGAAGAAUUCUCUUCUGAAAUUUAUGUUUUGAGUUUUGCACGCCAUAGAAACAUCGUCAUGCUGUUGGGUUAUUGCUGCAAGGAAAACAUUAAUAUAUUGGUUUAUGAAUAUAUCUGCAAUAGAUCACUAGAAUGGCAUCUCUUUGAUGAAGCAGCAAAUGUCCUUGAAUGGCGUAAAAGACAUGCAAUAGCUAUAGGAACUGCAAAAGGAUUGCGAUUUCUUCAUGAAGAGUGUCGCAGUAGUCCUAUCAUUCAUCGGGAUCUUCGACCAAGCAAUAUAUUGCUGACCCAUGACUUUGUGCCAAUGUUAGGUGAUUUUGGGCUUGCAAAGUGGAAGACGAAUGGUUCUCCUAUCCAGACUAGAAUAUUGGGUACAUUAGGUUAUGUGGCGCCAGAGUAUGCAGAGAACGGAAUGGGACGAAAAGCUGUUACUUCAGAUACACAAGACCACCAUCAAUCCCUCAGACAAUGGGCCGAACCAUUAGUAGAGAGCCUUGCUUUGCAUGAUCUGAUUGAUCCUCGACUUGGAGAUUCAUAUGAUCCGUAUGAGCUGUACCACAUGGCAAAAACAGCUUACCUGUGUGUCAAAGUUGACCCCCGACAAACGUCCAUCCAUGGGAGAGGUUGUGCAGCUACUUGAAGGGGAGACAGACCAUUUUAAAACAUUGACCGAUCAAUUUAUCCCACAUUUUAACCACUAGUUAAUGUAUAUGAUAAUAUAUUAUAUACGUGGUAAGUAACAAUCUGUUCACCCGAUGCGACAACUCCUUAUUCCUUACUCCUUACUCAAGGAGAAGGAGAAAGGCAUUCUUUGUGAUCCAUAACAACGGGUUGGAUUGACUAUUCUGUGAUCUACUAAAAUCAAAAUGUUCAAUCUUUUGCUGUCAAACAAAAUCUCAAUUUAGCCUUCUUCAUGUAUGUAUGUUGGUCUUGUUGCUUAUACCUACCAAUACAAUAUAUAUAUAUAUAUACUAGCCGUUUACCCGCGCAAAGCGGCGGACGAC
Lactuca saligna is the source of this 2560-nucleotide messenger RNA. Lineage: Eukaryota; Viridiplantae; Streptophyta; Magnoliopsida; Asterales; Asteraceae. The record is from the annotation of a GenBank genome assembly.